Messenger RNA from Exophiala oligosperma, 1277 nucleotides. RefSeq lists its product as uncharacterized. The coding region runs from base 240 to 1067 and encodes 275 amino acids. The transcript has 3 exons. The record is from RefSeq and is a predicted model, not a curated record. NCBI's taxonomy places the organism in Eukaryota, Fungi, Ascomycota, Eurotiomycetes, Chaetothyriales, Herpotrichiellaceae.
GUUCACCUUCACUCUCCCCUAUUCAGUUCUAUUGAUGUUGUUGCAGCCGUUCAAUGCUUUUGAUCCUACUAUUGUCCUCCUUAAGCAGGCACCUUUGACUAGGGCCAUCUCUCCUUGUCAACUUCGAUUUCCCUUGAUAUCUCAAACUCGCACUUCGACCUAUUUCAAUAUUUAGUACCGCAACAAUUUCGCAAGCUCAAAAGUCAACUUUCGUCCUGAUUACUUACACCUUCCCAAAGAUGCUGUUCUUUGGAAAAUCUCUGCUCGGCGCUGGUUACGUCGUGCUCAAUGUCAUUCGAGCUGUGAACAUAAUUGCCUUACUCAGUGUAAUGGCUGCAAGCUCAGUCAUGCUGGUCAAGACCUUCAUUGUGUCCAAAUUUUUCUUCUUCGAUGCCUGCGAACACAUCAUCAGGAUAGUGAUGAGCGGCUUUCUGAUCGUGACAGAACUUCCACUCUUCAAGGGCUACAUCUCGCGCAAUUGGCCUCUCUUCAGUCCUCGAUCGAGCUUCAUCAUGCUAGGUAUCGCCAUGAUAUUCCUCGGAAACAGUAUCUUAGGUAAUCUCAACAAACAAGCAACCAGUCAAGAGAGUUUGGGAUUGCCAUUCUGGCGACUUGUCAUUGCUUCCGGCAUCAUCGUGCUGGUCAUGGGACCCGUCAACCUCCUUGCGAGUUUUGUGUUUAGGGACAAAAAGGCACAUCUCACUGCUCGUCAAGUCCGGUCUCAUGGUGCAGUCGCAUCUCACAGAGCUGAUGUUGAGGCCUCGACUCCCAAACCGCCCAGCCGACGCAGCCACUACCGAUCAUUCUUCUUGGGCUCCAAACGUGACACUCUCCCGCCUUACAAUGUCCGCAAGGGUGCCAAGCAGAAUGACAUGGUCGAAACACCGAAGAUGCACCUCGCCAUAUCAUCACCCUUCCAGUCCCAGGUCACCACUGUACAGAGUCCAGGUGGCGCGAGCUCAAAGUACAGCCAAAGUCCCAAGAGCGAACGAUACUUGACGAGCCCCGAACUGAACAGACCCGAUCUAGCACAUCAUCCAGCCAUCACACAUGGACAGGCUCUUUAGGCAAGAGCUGCGAACGGUGAUCUGGAAUUUCAAAAAGGUCCUUGGAUGGCCUCGGGUUCGGUACGUGAAUGCAAAAGUCAAAGAGGAUCUCUCCGGUCGUUCAUACUAGCGCGUUGAGAUUCGAUGGGAAAUGUGUAGCGUUGCUGCAGAAGGUCGAAUCCAUCUUACUUGGAAUAGCAACCAUUGGAUUGAAGAAUGGUUUAGUUGGAU